CCUAACAGAGGGACAAAAAGACCUCGUGAUGAAGAGGAAGAGGAAAUCAAAGCACGUCGAAAACAAGCCACUGCCCGAGAGCACAGUCGUCACAGGGAAGAGGAGUCUGCUGCUCUGGAAGAACCUGAUGAUGAGAAGAAGAAACUCCUUCAGAUAAUUGAGAGGGAUGGAGAAGAGGAAGAGGAGGAAGAGGAACCUUUGGAUGAAAGUUCAGUGAAGAAGAUGAUUCUCACAUUUGAGAAAAGGUCUUACAAAAACCAGGAGCUACGGAUCAAGUUUCCUGACAAUCCAGAGAAGUUCAUGGAGUCGGAACUGGAUUUAAAUGACAUCAUCCAGGAGAUGCACGUGAUCGCGACGAUGCCUGGCCUGUAUCACCUGCUGGUGGAGCUGAACGCUGUGCAGUCUCUGCUCGGGCUGCUGGGACACGACAACACAGAUGUUUCCAUAGCUGUGGUUGACUUGCUGCAAGAGCUGACUGAUAUAGAUACUCUCCAUGAGAGUGAAGAAGGAGCUGAAGUCCUCAUAGAUGCUCUCGUGGAAGGCCAAGUCGUAGCCUUGUUGGUCCAGAAUUUAGAGCGCCUGGAUGAGAGUGUGAAAGAGGAAGCUGAUGGUGUCCACAACACCCUGGGAAUUGUGGAGAACAUGGCAGAGUUCCGGCCAGAGAUGUGCACAGAGGCUGCCCAGCAGGGCCUCAUGCAGUGGCUGCUCAAGAGGCUGAAGGCUAAGAUGCCUUUUGACGCCAACAAGCUGUACUGCAGUGAGGUGCUGGCGAUUCUGCUCCAGAAUAACGAUGACAACAGAGAAUUGCUUGGGGAGCUGGAUGGGAUCGAUGUGCUGCUUCAGCAGUUAUCUGUGUUUAAACGGCACAACCCAAGUACUGCAGAGGAACAGGAAAUGAUGGAGAACCUGUUUGACUCCCUUUGCUCCUGCUUAAUGCUCAGCUCCAAUCGUGAUCGCUUCCUGAAGGGUGAGGGUCUGCAGCUGAUGAACCUCAUGCUCAGAGAGAAGAAGAUUUCUCGCAGCAGUGCCCUGAAGGUGUUGGACCAUGCCAUGAUCGGACCCGAGGGCACAGACAACUGUCACAAGUUUGUGGACAUCCUUGGGCUGAGAACCAUCUUCCCUCUCUUCAUGAAAUCACCCAAAAAGAUAAAGAAAGUUGGAACAACUGAAAAAGAACACGAAGAACAUGUCUGUUCCAUCUUGGCCUCCCUCCUGCGAAACCUGAGAGGGCAGCAGAGGACACGGUUACUGAAUAAAUUCACAGAGAAUGACAGUGAGAAGGUUGAUAGGCUGAUGGAACUGUAUUUUAAGUACCUGGAUGCAAUGCAGGCAGCUGAUAAGAAGAUUGAUGGCGAGAAACACGACAUGGUGCGUCGGGGAGAGAUCAUAGAUGAUGACAUGGAAGAUGAAUUCUAUCUCCGUCGCCUGGAUGCUGGGCUCUUUGUGCUGCAGCUCAUCUGUUACAUCAUGGCAGAGAUCUGUAAUGCCAAUGUUCCCCAGAUUCGUCAGAGAGUCCACCAGAUCCUGAACAUGAGAGGCAGCUCCAUUAAAAUAGUUCGACACAUCCUGAAGGAGUACGCAGAGAACAUUGGCGAUGGGAAGAACCAGGAGUUUCGGGAGAGCGAGCAGAAGCGGAUCCUGGAUCUGCUGGAGAAUUUCUGA
Acanthisitta chloris (rifleman) is the source of this 1662-nucleotide messenger RNA. It is a transcript of the gene CTNNBL1, whose product is annotated as catenin, beta like 1. Lineage: Eukaryota; Metazoa; Chordata; Aves; Passeriformes; Acanthisittidae. The record is from RefSeq and is a predicted model, not a curated record. The transcript has 15 exons. Gene Ontology annotation, cellular component: spliceosomal complex. The annotation marks the transcript as partial.